This is a messenger RNA of Gracilinanus agilis (Agile Gracile Mouse Opossum), 940 nucleotides long. Its product is annotated as probable guanine nucleotide exchange factor MCF2L2. Gene Ontology annotation, cellular component: cytoplasm. The coding region runs from base 15 to 536 and encodes 173 amino acids. The record is from RefSeq and is a predicted model, not a curated record. NCBI's taxonomy places the organism in Eukaryota, Metazoa, Chordata, Mammalia, Didelphimorphia, Didelphidae. Gene Ontology annotation, molecular function: guanyl-nucleotide exchange factor activity. The transcript has 4 exons.
AGACCACAGCCCAGAUGUUACAGACCUUCGGGACGGACCUGGCCGAGACGGAGCUGCCCAACGAUGUCCAGUGCACAGAGCAGCUCCUGCAGGCACACAUGGAGCGGCACGGCGAAUUGAAGGCUGAGCUCAAGUUGGCGGGGAGCCAGGGGGCCACGUUACUGUCGUGCAUCCGAGAACCGGCCAGCAAGAAUCCCAACAGCAAGCUCAACCCUGACGAACUGGAGAACAUCCUGACAGUGGAAAGGUUACUAGCACAGCUGGAUGAGACAGAAAAGGCCUUUGACCAGUUCUGGACCAAACAUUAUCUGAAGUUAAACCAGUGCCUUCAGUUGAGGCACUUUGAGCACAAUUUCCGAGAGGUUAAACUGGCCCUGGACAGCCUCAUAGGUGUACAGGCAAAACUCACAGUCAUUGGGGAUAACGUGGCACGUGUGGAGCAACUGCUGAGGGAGCGGAAGCAGCUGGAGGAGAGAGGACAGGUGGGCACAGGAGACGGCGGGGGCUGCCCAAGGCCUGGCUCAGGGACGGCCUGAGCCUCUCCCUGAGGAGGACCCAUUGGAGCAGGCCCUGGCCCCAGCCGAAGCCCUGACAGGGAUGGGGACCCACACCAGGGAGGGGGCAGGGUCUCAGCUGGGGCAGGGAUGAAGGUACAAAGGACUCCUGGUAGAGGGGCAAGAGCAAGGCACACACUGACGCUGCUAACCUGAGGGACCCGGGGAAGGGGGGAGAUGGCACCCUAAAUGUAACAGGGAAACUGGGAGGGAGGGAGGCCUUUGGGAAAAAAGAGAGUGUGUUUAGUUUGGGACAUAAGUGAGAUAGAGAUGCUUGUAGGACAGCCAGUUCACAUUUCCUAUAGGCAAUUGGUGACAUUGGACCAAAGCUCAGGAGACUGUUCUAGAGUUAGAUAUAUAGCUGGGGGAUAGAUGAAUGAGAGAGA